CCAGCCAGUAGAAGGGAGGUCAGCGCUCGCUCCGUGUUGAUUGCUGCUCAAGCGCUCCGCGCACGCGCACCUCGGCCACAGCGCCAACGCCGCGCCGUGACAAACUAUUUUCCCGACAAAAAUGUUGGCUUUUAUUUCGUAUUGAUAUUGCGUUAACGACAUUACGCGGACUAAUAGAUUUAUUGAUUCUAUCAUUUAGCUCCAUUUAUUUUUCGUUUGGUUAUUAAUAUAAUAAACAUACAAAAUGGUCAGUAGCAACAAAGACGCAAACGAUCCCAAGAAAGUGCCGCCAAAGAAUCGUGAAAAGAAAAGCAAUAACUAUGUACGGGCAAACUUCUUAUCUCGAGCGUGGUUCGUGUGGAUGAUGCCGACCUUCUGGAGGGGCUACAAGCGGGACCUGUACGACGCCGACUUGACCAAGCCCAAAGACAACCACCUCUCCGACAAGCUGGGCGACCGCCUAGAGAAGAAAUGGCUAGAGGAGAUUGCAUUAGCCAGCAAACAUGGACGAAAACCCUCGCUCCUGCGUGCUAUGACCAAGACCUUUUGGAUGAGUUUUGCCCCAUCCGGAGUCAUGUUCCUUAUACAGGCCCUCUUCCUAAAACCUUUCCAACCCGUGGCGCUGUCUAUGCUGCUGGCGUACUGGGAGCCGGGCUCGGACAUGACGUACGAGCAGGCCGUCUAUUGCGCCAGCUCCGUCAUCCUCAUGUCGCUGCUUAUCGCCUUCCUCAACCAUCACGGCGCCUACUCCACCCAGCAGUUCGGCAUGAAAGUGCGCAUCGCCGCUUGCUCCCUCAUUUACAGAAAGGUGAUGCGCAUGAGCUCAGGCGCGCUGGCGCAGACGACGGCCGGUCAGGUGGUGAACCUACUCUCCAACGACGUGAACCGCUUCGACUACGCAUUCAUCUACUCACACUUCAUCUGGCUGCUGCCGCUGCAGGUUGUGCUGGUCUGCUACCUCAUCUACAUCAAGAUCGGGUACGCUGCCAUCGUUGGAGUCAUCGGCAUCGUGCUGCAAACCAUACCGGUGCAAUCUUAUAUGAGCAAAUUGGCUGCUAGGUUACGAAUGAAGACGGCACACAGAACCGAUGAACGUGUCCGAAUUAUGGAUGAAAUUAUUAACGGCAUGCAGGUGAUAAAAAUGUACGCAUGGGAAAAACCAUUUGAGCAAGUGGUGGCGCUAGCCCGUCGCAACGAGAUCAAGUGCAUCACUCAGGCGUCGUACCUGCGCGGCGUGUAUCUCAGCUUCAUGGUAUUCACGGAGCGCCUCACACUCUACAUCACCCUACUCUCUUACUCGCUCUUCGGCUUCCAAGUCACGGCCGAUAUCGUGUUCCCUUUGGCGCAAUUCUACAACACCCUCCAAGGCACCCUAUCUAUUAUAAUGUCUAACGCGGUGUCGUUUUUGGCGGAAGCGCUGAUCUCAGUUCAGCGCCUCGAGGCGUUCAUGCUGUUUGAUGAACGCGAAGAUCUUCGUAGUGUGCCUGACGUAGACAUAGCCAAACUUGUACAAAGCGUGGAGAACAAGAGAAACAAUCUAAGCGAAGUGGACCUACGACCCAACACUUUCAAAAGGAUAGACGAAGAGGGAAUAUUUAAUCCAGGAUUCGUGUGCAACGAGAAGAACCUGAUGAGCGUGAUGCCGGCGGCCCCAGUGAGCCCCGACGUUGGCGUACUAAUCCAGGACGUGUCCGCCAACUGGAUCGAGGACGGGCCGGUCACGCUGCGCGGACUUAACUUCACAGUGCCCAAGGGGAAACUUUGUGCCAUCAUUGGAUCCGUCGGCUCAGGGAAGAGUUCCGUGUUGCAAUUGCUGCUGAGCGAGCUCCGAUCGACGAGCGGCCGCAUCCAUCUGUCCGGGCCGCUUUCGUACGCGAGCCAGGAGCCGUGGCUAUUUGUGGCCACUGUCCGACAGAACAUCCUCUUUGGACUGCCUUAUAAUUCCAAAAAAUAUAAAGAAGUGGUGAGAGUAUGCGCUCUACAAAAAGAUUUUCAACAAUUCCCUCAUGGAGACCAAACAUUGGUCGGUGAAAGAGGCGCUUCACUUUCUGGCGGACAGCGGGCGCGAAUUAACCUUGCAAGAGCGGUUUAUAGACAGGCGGACAUCUACCUGCUGGACGACCCGCUGUCGGCGGUGGACGCGCACGUGGGCCGGCAACUAUUCGACGAGUGCAUCUGCGGCUACCUACGCCACGCCACGCGCGUGCUAGUCACGCACCAGCUGCACUACCUCAAGGAUGCUGAUUACAUCGUUAUUAUGAGCAAUGGCGCUGUAGAAGCAAAAGGAACUUACGCGGAACUUAUAAAUUACGGAAAGGACUUCGCUAAACUUUUGAGUGCUACUCAAGAUGAUGAUGAAAAAGUUGAAGAGAAGCCGAAACCAAUAUCAAGACGAACAUCAGCCAGAUUGUCGACAGCACGCCGUCCAUCAUUGGCGGAGUCCACCGGGGGCGAAGUGCCGGCUCAGGAGAUGGAGGAGGAGGAGCGAGAGUCGGGCUCGAUGGGCUGGCACGUGUACGGCGCCUACCUGAGCGCCGGCGGCCGUGCGCCGCGCAUACUAUUCAUGGUGGUGCUGCUGAUCGUCGGACAGCUCGCGGCCACACUCUGCGACUACUGGGUCACCUUCUGGACUAAUGAAGUUACUUUAAAAAAAGAAAGACAAUCAAACAGCACUAUUAAGGAAUACGAUCGCAAUUUGGAAGCGCCGGCCAACACAACGUAUUCUCUUGCCAGCUACUUUUCUGGCAUUGAGCAACAGUCAGAUUUAGACAUCCACGCGUACAUCGGACCGCUGGACACUGCACAGUAUCUGUACGUUUACUCGGCUCUUAUUGUGUGCUGCAUCUUCUUCAUCACAGCGCGCGCUUUUAUGUUCUUCAAGGUGUGCAUGGCGGCCUCGCGCAACCUGCACAACGACAUGUUCCACUCCAUGCUGCGUGGAGUUAUGCGCUUCUUCGAUACCAACUCAUCAGGUCGCAUUUUGAACAGAUUUUCGAAAGACAUCGGUUCCUUAGAUGAACUGCUGCCUCGGUUUCUCUUGGAAUGUAUUCAGAUCUACUUGGUGAUGUUCAGUAUCCUGGCUCUCAAUGCAGCGGCGCUCGUUUGGACUCUACUGCCUACUACAAUUAUUUUGCUCCUGUUUUACAUUAUUCUUCAGAUUUAUCUGAAAUCUGCGCAGUCCAUUAAACGUCUAGAAGGAACUACGCGCAGUCCCGUGUUUUCGCAUAUGGCUGCUACAUUGAACGGCAUCAGCACUAUACGUUCAGCAGGAGCACAGGAACGGCUAAUAAAAGAAUUCGAUCGGUUCCAGGACAUUCACACUUCAACGUGGAGCAGCUACCUAGCUAGUGGAGUCACUCUUGGUUUUUGGCUAGACUUCAUUUGCGUAAUAUAUUUGGCAAUCGUUAUCAUCGCUUUCCUUGUUAUUGAUAGCAAAACCAUAUUCUCCGGCAACGUGGGUUUGGCCAUAUCGCAGACACUGAUUCUAACCGGAAUGCUGCAGUUCGGUGUGCGUCAGACGGCCGAAGUUAUUUCGCAAAUGACGAGCGUUGAGAGAAUAUUGCAAUACACGCACAUAGAACGCGAGUCGCAGUGGGAAAAAGGCGCGAAGGCAACUCCAAACGGUUGGCCGUGGCGUGGCCGUGUCGAGUUCCGCAAUGUCUUCAUGAAGUACAAUACAGAAGAUCUGCCAAUCCUUAAAAACCUCAAUGUAGUCAUAGAAAAUGGAUGGAAGGUCGGAGUUGUGGGGCGCACGGGGGCGGGCAAGUCCUCGCUCAUCAGCUCGCUGUUCCGACUCGCCAUCGUCGAGGGCGAAGUGCUUAUCGACGAUGUGGACACGGCUCAGUUGGCUUUACAGGAUUUACGAUCCAAGAUCUCCAUCAUACCUCAAGAACCAGUUCUCUUUUCUGCAACAGUAAGAUACAAUCUAGAUCCAUUCAACAGUUACGAUGAUGAGCAACUAUGGAGGGCACUCGAAGCAGUUGAUUUGAAGUCGGCUAUACACUCUUUGGACUUCAAAGUGUCAGAGGGCGGGUCGAACUUCUCGCUCGGUCAGAGACAGCUGGUGUGCCUCGCUCGGGCGAUUCUGCGCGGCAACCGCAUCUUGGUGCUCGAUGAGGCCACCGCUAAUGUUGAUCCUAAGACGGAUGAGUUUAUUCAGCGAACCAUUCGAAAGCGCUUCGCGGACUGCACCGUACUGACAGUGGCGCACCGGCUCAACACAAUCAUGGACUCCGACCGCGUCAUGGUGAUGGACGCGGGCCGCCUGGUCGAGUUCGACCACCCUUACAAACUCCUCAGCAAUCCCGAAGGCCACUUCACAAAGAUGGUCAAAGAAACCAGUGACAAAAUGUCAGAACAGCUAUUCCAGAUUGCAAAGACCACUUUCCUCGACAGUGGCGGAGUUAUAGAAUAAUAAGCGUGCCAGGCGUGAUAAGUUGUUAAGUUUUUAAUUAUUUUUUAAAGUACCAACGUAAUAUUCGAACUAAGUGAUAGAAAGGUAAGAAGUGGUAUAGAUAAAUAUAAUAGGAUCAGAUUUACCAAAAGUUAUCAUCCACUUAAUUAUCAAAUGGAAUUGAAGCGAUCAUAUGUGGUUCAAGAUAUUGUUGCCUCGCUAUAACUACGUUGCGAAGGUUGCAAAUCAGUACAUAGCGGAGCGAAAAAUCCUUCGACCUCAGCAUUGUUAAGGGAGCCCUACUACUUAGUUCACUAUUCAGGGUUCCGUACUUUAAAUCAUUUAAUACAUAUUACGUCGGUGUCUGCUAGUAUGUUAGGAGAUUCCCCGGUGAUGCCUCUGCGUAUAACGUCACAUAUGUAUUACAACUUGACGCUAGGUAUAGGUAAUUAGGCUUACGGAAUCAAACAGACCAGGAAGCCUCAAGUGUGAGCAUUUAUUGCAAAUUAACUUAUAUGGGAACACUUAGUCGGGCUAUAAGUUUUGUCACAAAUAUUUCCAAUACCUACUUAUAAACCAAGCUAUUUUACAUUAGUUUAACUCUUUCAUGCAAAGUUCAUAUUAAUAAACAUAUUAUAAUGUGCACUCGUAUAGCUGAAGUGAUUUUUUUAGUUCUCAAUGAAUUAAUUAGUAUCGGUACUUUCCGUACGUGAAUACUGCAAACUAGUAAAAAUGUAACUAAUUGACAUUAUGACGGUUAAAACAACUCUUUUAAACGAAUAAUGGGGAUAGACUCCUACCACGCUGUUAUCACAUGCAUUUCCCAUAGGAUCAGACACAAUCCCUAACGUGGUACAGUCAACAUCAAUAGUAGCGGAUGAAACAACGCGUCAAAAGUAUCUGACAUCCCGGAUAACUAUUCCAAAUUUUUACAGUCUUAGUUGUUCUAUAUUAUAGUCAUCACGUUUUGUUAAGCUAUUAUAGAAUGGUAGAUACUUAUGAAACGUUAUUUGAUCCGCUACUUUGAUGCUGACUGUACUUAGCAAGAAACCUUAGCAGUGAUUGGACACUAACGCAUAACGAAGGUAACGUUGAUAUGUUGUUAAAAUUAUAAAUAAUAAUGUUGGUAAAUUCCUAGUAAGAAUUCCACGAUUUAUUGUAAUAAUUAUUUUCUGCUACCUUUUUUUACUGAACUGUUUACAUAAUUAUAUUAUCAUGUUAUCACACAAUUUAUAUCUUUGUUUGAGGUUGCAUAAGUGGGGUUGCCGUGAUAACCUUACUUAAUUCAGUCAUCCUAAUUAAUGUAAAAAAAACGUAUUUCUAGUUAGAUAGUUACUUUUUAAAAUGCUUACGUGCUGAACGCGUUUACUAAGUCAUUUAGGAUACCUACUGAAUUAAGUAAGUUGUAAAAAGGCCUUAAAGCAGGAGCGUAAAAUAAGAACGUUGUAACAGUGCGCUCACUGAAAACGACUACCGGUGUCGGGUAAUGUAUAUCAUUUAUAUACAAAAAUACAUUCCUUUCAUCAGAGCUUAUGGACCGACUAAGGAAAUUAUAGGGGUAGGUACGUCAAGCCUGUCGUGGGCGUCAUUUACACAUUCCCGCAGGAAGCGUCUGUCAUGUUACAAUUCAGAACGUGUUGCUAAUUAGAUAGGUGUUUGUAUAAGUGUGUAUCCGUCUACCUACCUACGGAACCCUCUCAGAACGAGAAUCAACACGCGCAACAUCUGACCUACUUUAUUUAAGGUUUUUGCAUGCAUAUUGAGACCAUGAAUUAUUUAUUAUACCUACCUGUACCUAUUUCAUGACUUAGGUAGGUAUAAUUUAAAAAUAUGUUUGGUUAAGAUUGCCUUAACUUUUUAUUUUAUUUGUAUUGCCAGUAUCUAAGUAUAAAUGUAGGAACGUCACUGUGUUAUUUAUUUUAGAAUAGAAUGUAUUAUAAAUUAUCGGUUUAAGAUUUUUCUAAAAAAAUAUUCAUUUAUUUAGUUUGUUUCAACUGAAAACCGACCAUUGUGAAUGCCAUAGAGGAUUUCCUCGAACAAAUAUUAAAUAAGCUCUACCCAUC
This is a messenger RNA of Cydia pomonella (codling moth), 6456 nucleotides long. Its product is annotated as ATP-binding cassette sub-family C member 4-like. Gene Ontology annotation, molecular function: ATP hydrolysis activity; ATP binding; ABC-type transporter activity. The transcript is spliced from 25 exons. Gene Ontology annotation, cellular component: membrane. Lineage: Eukaryota; Metazoa; Arthropoda; Insecta; Lepidoptera; Tortricidae. The record is from RefSeq and is a predicted model, not a curated record. Gene Ontology annotation, biological process: transmembrane transport. Bases 245 to 4414 code for a protein of 1389 amino acids.